CGUACCUGGCUGGAGCCGAGCUCGUGCGCGGGCAGGCGGCCGGCCGACCCCGGGCGUCGCUGGUCCCGGCAGCCCCGAAAUGCAAGCGGCAGCGGGGAGAUCGGCACUCAGCAAAUAAGAAGCGAGCCCUGGACCCGGAGGAGGAGGAGGAGGAGGAGCGGCCGAGCAUCCCUCUCCGGCUCCCGGGCGUCCUUUAAAUGAGGCCUCCCUGCCCAAGCCGGCGGCGGAUCUGCAGAGCCUCGCCCUGGGCGCGCGGCCCCUCGCUGCCAUCACCGACCUGUGCCAGCCACCUCUCCGCGCCCGGUACCUGUUCCCGGGCGGCUACCAGUCCUCGGAGCCUCUUUGUAUGCCGCAGACAUGGCCAGCCAGCAGGAUUCGGGCUUCUUUGAGAUCAGUAUCAAGUAUUUACUGAAAUCCUGGAGCAAUACCUCUCCUGUUGGCAACGGCUACAUCAAGCCUCCGGUCCCACCUGCUUCUGGCACGCACAGGGAGAAAGGGCCCCCAACCAUGCUACCCAUCAACGUGGACCCAGACAGCAAACCCGGAGAGUAUGUCCUCAAGAGCUUGUUUGUCAACUUCACCACUCAGGCUGAGCGCAAGAUUCGCAUCAUUAUGGCGGAACCCCUGGAAAAGCCAUUAACAAAAUCUCUACAGCGUGGAGAAGACCCUCAAUUUGAUCAAGUCAUCAGCUCAAUGAGCUCCCUCUCUGAGUACUGCCUGCCUUCCAUCCUGCGGACAUUAUUCGACUGGUAUAAAAGGCAAAAUGGCAUUGAGGAUGAGUCGCACGAAUACAGACCAAGAACAAGCAAUAAAUCAAAAAGUGAUGAACAACAGCGAGAUUAUUUAAUGGAAAGACGAGACCUCGCCAUUGAUUUUAUUUUUUCUUUAGUAUUAAUAGAAGUUUUGAAACAGAUUCCACUUCAUCCUGUAAUAGACAGUUUAAUACAUGAUGUUAUUAACUUGGCUUUCAAGCACUUUAAAUACAAAGAAGGGUACCUUGGUCCUAACACUGGCAAUAUGCACAUUGUGGCAGACCUGUAUGCAGAAGUCAUUGGAGUGUUGGCACAAGCUAAAUUCCCUGCUGUAAAGAAGAAAUUUAUGGCAGAGCUAAAAGAAUUACGACACAAAGAACAGAACCCAUAUGUGGUCCAAAGCAUCAUCAGCUUGAUAAUGGGGAUGAAAUUCUUUCGAAUUAAGAUGUAUCCAGUGGAGGACUUUGAGGCCUCUCUUCAGUUUAUGCAGGAAUGUGCACAUUACUUCCUCGAGGUCAAGGACAAAGACAUCAAGCACGCCUUGGCUGGACUUUUUGUUGAAAUCCUUGUCCCAGUUGCUGCUGCUGUUAAAAACGAAGUAAAUGUUCCCUGCCUUAGAAAUUUCGUGGAAAGCCUGUAUGACACCACGCUGGAACUUUCUUCUCGAAAGAAGCAUUCCUUGGCCUUGUACCCCUUGGUGACCUGUCUGCUUUGUGUCAGUCAGAAGCAACUGUUCCUCAACCGGUGGCACGUUUUCCUCAACAACUGCUUAUCCAACCUUAAAAAUAAAGACCCCAAGAUGGCUCGAGUCGCCCUGGAAUCUCUCUACAGAUUACUUUGGGUUUACAUGAUUCGAAUUAAAUGUGAAAGCAACACAGCUACUCAGAGCCGACUUAUAACCAUCAUCACCACACUUUUCCCUAAAGGGUCCCGCGUUGUGGUGCCAAGGGAUAUGCCUCUGAACAUCUUUGUGAAAAUCAUCCAGUUCAUUGCCCAGGAACGUUUAGAUUUUGCAAUGAAAGAAAUCAUUUUUGAUUUUCUUUGUGUGGGAAAACCAGCAAAAGCUUUCAGUCUCAAUCCAGAGAGAAUGAACAUUGGUUUAAGGGCCUUCUUGGUCAUAGCCGACAGCUUGCAGCAGAAAGACGGGGAACCGCCCAUGCCGGUUACAGGAGCCGUUCUCCCUUCAGGAAACACAUUGAGAGUUAAGAAAACAUAUUUGAGUAAGACGCUAACUGAAGAGGAAGCCAAAAUGAUAGGCAUGUCAUUAUAUUACUCUCAAGUACGAAAAGCUGUGGACAACAUUUUAAGGCACUUGGAUAAAGAAGUGGGAAGAUGUAUGAUGUUGACUAAUGUGCAAAUGUUAAACAAAGAACCCGAAGACAUGAUCACGGGUGAAAGAAAGCCAAAAAUAGAUCUUUUCAGGACCUGUGUUGCUGCUAUUCCUCGACUGCUUCCCGAUGGGAUGUCCAAACUUGAACUUAUUGACUUGCUGGCCAGGCUCUCGAUUCACAUGGAUGAUGAACUCCGACAUAUCGCACAAAACUCGCUCCAGGGUUUACUUGUUGACUUCUCAGACUGGAGAGAAGAUGUGCUAUUUGGCUUUACCAACUUCCUGCUUCGGGAAGUGAACGACAUGCACCACACGCUCCUUGAUUCAUCCUUGAAGCUGCUACUGCAGCUGCUCACUCAGUGGAAACUGGUCAUACAGACUCAAGGAAAAGCCUACGAGCAAGCCAACAAAAUCAGAAACUCAGAGUUAAUUCCCAAUGGCUCCAGUCACAGAAUCCAGUCGGAACGAGGUCCUCACUGCAGCGUGCUCCAUGCCGUGGAAGGGUUUGCUUUGGUUUUACUCUGCAGCUUUCAAGUGGCCACACGCAAACUCUCCGUUUUAAUACUCAAGGAAAUUCGAGCCUUAUUCAUUGCCCUGGGUCAGCCUGAGGAUGACGAUAGGCCGAUGAUUGAUGUCAUGGAUCAGCUAAGUUCUUCCAUUCUUGAAAGCUUUAUUCAUGUAGCAGUUUCAGAUUCGACAACGUUACCACUGACCCACAAUGUGGAUCUGCAGUGGUUGGUGGAAUGGAAUGCAGUCCUGGUCAAUAGCCAUUAUGAUGUGAAGAGCCCUUCCCACGUCUGGAUAUUUGCACAGUCUGUCAAAGACCCCUGGGUCCUCUGCCUCUUCAGCUUCCUUCGACAGGAGAACUUGCCCAAGCACUGUCCCGCCGCCCUCAGCUACGCCUGGCCUUAUGCCUUCACCCGGCUCCAGUCCGUGAUGCCUCUGGUGGACCCCAAUAGCCCAAUUAAUGCCAAGAAAACCAGCACUGCCGGCAGCGGAGACAACUAUGUUACCUUGUGGAGAAACUACCUUAUUCUUUGUUUUGGAGUUGCAAAACCCAGUAUUAUGAGCCCAGGACACUUAAGAGCUUCCACUCCCGAAAUAAUGGCAACCACACCUGAUGGUACAGUGAGCUACGAUAACAAGGCCAUAGGCACCCCGUCGGUGGGAGUUCUGUUAAAGCAGUUGGUGCCUUUGAUGAGACUAGAGAGCAUUGAGAUCACAGAGUCCUUAGUUUUAGGAUUUGGAAGAACAAAUUCCCUUGUUUUCAGAGAAUUGGUGGAAGAACUUCAUCCAUUAAUGAAAGAAGCUCUGGAACGAAGGCCAGAGAACAAGAAACGCCGAGAAAGGCGAGACUUGUUAAGGUUACAACUGCUUCGCAUUUUUGAACUUCUGGCCGAUGCUGGUGUAAUAAGUGACAGCACAAAUGGAGCCUUAGAACGGGAUACAUUAGCCCUGGGAGCUUUGUUCUUAGAAUAUGUGGACCUGACUCGCAUGCUCCUGGAAGCUGAAAACGACAAAGAGGUUGAAAUUCUUAAAGAUAUCCGGGCACAUUUUAGUGCAAUGGUCGCCAACUUGAUUCAGUGUGUUCCAGUUCACCAUCGAAGAUUUCUCUUCCCCCAGCAAAGCCUGAGGCACCAUCUCUUCAUCUUAUUCAGCCAGUGGGCAGGACCAUUCAGCAUAAUGUUUACUCCUCUGGAUCGAUACAGUGAUAGAAAUCAUCAGAUUACAAGAUACCAGUAUUGUGCAUUAAAGGCAAUGUCAGCAGUAUUGUGCUGUGGCCCUGUGUUUGACAAUGUAGGCCUUUCUCCUGAUGGCUACCUAUAUAAGUGGCUUGACAACAUUCUGGCUUGUCAAGAUUUACGGGUUCAUCAACUUGGCUGCGAAGUUGUUGUUUUGCUAUUGGAACUUAAUCCUGACCAAAUAAAUCUUUUUAAUUGGGCAAUUGACCGAUGCUACACAGGUUCCUACCAACUUGCAUCCGGCUGCUUCAAAGCCAUAGCAACCGUGUGUGGAAGCAGGAACUAUCCCUUCGACAUAGUGACGUUGUUAAACCUCGUUCUGUUCAAGGCCUCUGACACCAACAGAGAGAUUUAUGAAAUCUCCAUGCAGCUCAUGCAGAUUCUUGAAGCAAAGCUUUUUGUCUAUUCAAAGAAAGUCGCAGAACAAAGACCGGGCAGUAUUCUCUAUGGAACACACGGCCCGCUGCCACCACUCUACAGUGUGUCACUUGCCCUCCUGUCAAGUGAACUGGCCAGGAUGUACCCUGAGCUCACACUCCCACUCUUCUCAGAAGUGAGCCAGCGAUUUCCCACGACUCACCCCAACGGCCGUCAGAUCAUGCUCACCUACCUGCUGCCCUGGCUCCAUAACAUCGAGCUGGUGGACAGCAGGCUUCUCCUCCCGGGAUCGAGCCCCAGCAGCCCAGAGGACGAAGUCAAGGACCGAGAAGGAGAAAUAACAGCUUCUCAUGGGCUGAGAGGAAAUGGCUGGGGCUCUCCGGAAGCCACAUCACUGGUCCUGAAUAACCUCAUGUACAUGACGGCCAAGUAUGGAGACGAAGUUCCAGGACCAGAAAUGGAAAACGCUUGGAAUGCCUUGGCCAACAACGAGAAAUGGAGCAACAACCUGAGAAUCACCCUGCAGUUCCUGAUCAGCCUCUGCGGGGUGAGCAGCGACACGGUUCUCCUGCCCUACAUUAAAAAGGUGGCGAUAUACUUGUGCCGUAAUAACACCAUCCAAACCAUGGAAGAGCUUCUGUUUGAACUGCAGCAGACAGAGCCCGUGAACCCCAUUGUCCAGCACUGUGACAACCCACCCUUCUACCGCUUCACCGCCAGCAGCAAGGCCUCUGCAGCAGCCUCCGGGACCACUUCCAGCAGCAAUACAGUGGUUGCUGGCCAGGACAAUUUCCCAGAUGCUGAGGAAAGCAAGAUAUUGAAAGAAUCUGAUGAAAGGUUUAGUAAUGUCAUCAGAACCCACACUCGCCUGGAGUCAAGAUACAGCAACAGCUCUGGAGGAUCUUAUGAUGAAGAUAAGAAUGAUCCGAUUUCCCCCUACACGGGCUGGUUGCUGACUAUCACAGAGACCAAGCAGCCGCAGCCCUUACCAAUGCCUUGCACUGGAGGAUGCUGGGCCCCCCUGGUUGACUAUCUCCCAGAGACCAUCACGCCCCGGGGGCCACUCCAUAGGUGCAAUAUUGCUGUAAUUUUUAUGACUGAGAUGGUGGUGGAUCAUAGUGUGAGAGAAGACUGGGCGCUUCAUCUACCUUUGCUACUUCAUGCUGUCUUCUUAGGUUUGGACCAUUACCGGCCUGAAGUCUUUGAACACAGCAAAAAAUUGCUUCUUCACCUCUUGAUCGCCCUCUCUUGCAACAGCAAUUUUCAUUCCAUUGCUUCUGUGCUCCUGCAGACUCGAGAGAUGGGUGAAGCUAAGACUCUAACCAUUCAGCCAGCUUACCAACCUGAAUAUCUCUAUACAGGUGGCUUCGACUUCUUGAGAGAGGACCAGUCGUCCCCGGUGCCGGACUCGGGGCUGAGCUCCAGUUCGACCUCCUCCAGCAUCAGUCUGGGAGGCAGCAGUGGGAACCUCCCGCAGAUGACCCAGGAGGUCGAAGACGUGGACGCAGCUGCCGAAACAGAUGAGAAGGCGAACAAGCUCAUUGAGUUUCUGACGACCAGGGCAUUCGGUCCACUUUGGUGCCACGAAGACAUCACACCAAAAAAUCAAAACUCUAAGAGUGCUGAACAGCUCACUAACUUUCUACGUCACGUUGUAUCUGUAUUUAAAGAUUCCAAAUCAGGAUUCCAUCUGGAGCACCACUUGAGUGAAGUUGCAUUGCAGACAGCCCUUGCUAGUUCAUCAAGGCAUUAUGCCGGUCGAUCCUUCCAGAUAUUCCGGGCCCUCAAGCAACCUCUGUCAGCACACGCCUUGUCUGACCUUCUGUCAAGAUUGGUAGAGGUGAUCGGAGAACACGGAGAUGAGGUUCAGGGAUAUGUGAUGGAAGCACUCCUUACCUUGGAAGCUGCUGUAGACAACUUGUCCGACUGCUUGAAGAACAGUGAUCUCUUAACUGUAUUAUCCCGCUCUUCAUCCCCUGAUUUAAGCUCCAGCACUAAACUAACAGCAAGCAGGAAAAGCACUGGACAACUAAACGUGAACCCUGGAACUGCCAGUGGCAAUACCACGACUGCAGAACGGAGCCGGCAUCAAAGAAGUUUCUCUGUGCCCAAGAAGUUUGGUGUUGUAGACCGAUCCUCUGACCCACCUCGAAGUGCCACACUGGACAGGAUUCAGGCUUGUACCCAACAAGGCCUCUCCUCAAAAACCAGAAGCUCGUCUUCCUUGAAAGACAGUCUCACGGACCCAUCCCAUAUAAACCAUCCCACCAACCUGCUGGCCACCAUCUUCUGGGUCACAGUGGCCCUGAUGGAGUCUGAUUUUGAGUUUGAAUACCUCAUGGCCCUACGGCUGUUGAGUAGACUACUGGCGCACAUGCCACUUGAUAAAGCUGAGAACCGAGAAAAGCUUGAGAAACUCCAGGCACAACUCAAGUGGGCCGACUUCUCUGGACUGCAGCAGCUGCUGCUGAAAGGAUUCACGUCCCUUACCACCACAGACCUCACCCUCCAGCUUUUCAGUUUGCUGACGCCAGUGUCCAAAAUAUCCAUGGUGGAUGCAUCGCAAGCUAUCGGGUUUCCACUGAACAUCUUGUGUCUGCUGCCCCAGCUGAUUCAGCACUUUGAAAAUCCCAAUCAGUUCUGUAAGGAUGUAGCCGAAAGGAUUGCUCAGGUUUGUUUGGAAGAGAAGAAUCCCAAACUUUCAAACCUUGCACACGUCAUGACUCUUUAUAAAACGCACAGCUAUACCAGGGACUGCGCCACGUGGGUCAAUGUAGUCUGUCGAUAUCUUCAUGAAGCGUAUGCUGACAUUACCUUGAACAUGGUGACCUACCUGGCAGAGCUGCUGGAGAAGGGUCUCCCUAGCGUGCAGCAACCUUUACUGCAGGUGAUCUACAGUUUACUCAGCUACAUGGACCUUUCCGGUGUUCCUGUCAAACAGUUUAACAUGGAAGUUCUGAAGACCAUUGAAAAAUACGUGCAGAGUGUUCACUGGAGGGAAGCCCUGAACAUCCUGAAGCUGGUAGUUUCUCGAUCUGCCAGCCUUGUUUUGCCUUCUUACCAGCACAGUGACCUCUCAAAGAUAGAAAUCCAUCGAGUCUGGACCAGUGCGUCUAAGGAAUUACCUGGGAAAACUCUGGACUUUCACUUUGACAUUUCAGAGACGCCAAUCAUCGGAAGGCGGUAUGAUGAGCUGCAGAAUUCUUCUGGGCGCGAUGGGAAACCCAGGGCCAUGGCUGUCACCCGGAGCACAUCCUCCACUUCUUCAGGCUCCAACUCCAAUGUCCUUGUUCCCGUGAGCUGGAAAAGGCCCCAGUAUUCUCAGAAGAGGACAAAAGAAAAGUUGGUUCACGUCCUCUCUCUCUGUGGUCAAGAAGUGGGAUUAAGCAAAAAUCCAUCAGUGAUUUUUUCGUCAUGUGGCGAUCUGGAUGUGCUUGAGCACCAGACGAGCUUGGUGUCUUCCGAGGACGGCGCCCGAGAACAAGAAAACAUGGAUGAUACCAACAGUGAACAGCAAUUCAGAGUCUUCAGAGACUUCGACUUCCUCGAUGUAGAGCUGGAGGAUGGAGAGGAACUUCAGGGUGAGAGCAUGGACAAUUUCAACUGGGGAGUACGUAGACGUUCUCUGGACAGCCUGGACAAGUGUGACAUGCAGAUUCUGGAGGAGCGCCAGCUUUCAGGAAGCUCUCCCAGCCUCAAUAAAAUGAACCAUGAGGACUCUGAUGAGUCAUCCGAGGAGGAGGACCUCACAGCCAGCCAGAUCCUGGAGCACUCGGACCUAAUCAUGACGCUCUCUCCAUCUGAGGAGGCCAAUUCCAUGGAGCUGCUCGCCACGGCCUGUGACUCCACCCCUGCCGACCCUCAUUCCUUUAACACCAGAAUGGCUAGCUUUGAUGCAUCUUUGCCUGAUAUGAACAAUCUGCAGAUUUCUGAGGGUUCAAAGGUGGAAGCUGUCCGGGAGGAAGAAGACACCACUGUGCAUGAGGAUGAUCUUUCUAGUUCCAUCAAUGAACUCCCAGUAGCCUUUGAAUGCAGCGACAGCUUUAGCCUGGAUAUGACCGAGGGGGAGGAAAAAGGCAAUCGUGGCCUGGACCAGUUUACUCUCGCAAGCUUUGGAGAAGGUGACAGGGGCGUCUCUCCCCCUCCCUCGCCCUUCUUCUCCGCCAUCCUUGCCGCUUUCCAGCCUGCAGCCUGCGAUGACGCGGAGGAGGCCUGGCGCAGCCACAUCAACCAGCUCAUGUGCGACUCGGAUGGCUCUUGUGCUGUGUACACAUUUCACGUGUUCUCCUCUUUGUUCAAGAAUAUUCAGAAAAGAUUCUGCUUCCUAACCUGUGAUGCAGCCAGUUAUCUGGGAGAUAACCUCCGGGGAAUCGGAUCCAAAUUUGUCAGCUCUUCCCAGAUGCUCACCUCCUGUUCCGAAUGCCCUACACUUUUCGUGGAUGCUGAGACACUCCUCUCUUGUGGACUUUUGGACAAGCUCAAGUUUAGUGUUCUAGAACUACAAGAGUAUCUGGAUACCUACAACAAUAGAAAAGAGGCCACUCUCUCAGUAAGUUUUUGUGUUUCUGUGCAUGUGCAUUCAGUUAAAACUUAG
This is a messenger RNA of Carlito syrichta (Philippine tarsier), 8796 nucleotides long. RefSeq names its product protein furry homolog. The coding region runs from base 358 to 8796 and encodes 2812 amino acids. Gene Ontology annotation, biological process: neuron projection development; cell morphogenesis. Gene Ontology annotation, cellular component: site of polarized growth; cell cortex. NCBI's taxonomy places the organism in Eukaryota, Metazoa, Chordata, Mammalia, Primates, Tarsiidae. The transcript has 58 exons. The record is from RefSeq and is a predicted model, not a curated record.